GGCCUCACUGGCUCCGCCUAUUUGGCCGUUGUGAGUGGUGGGGCGAGCGCCGAAUGGCCGUUAGCGCUGCUAUUCCCCCAAUGGCGAGCCCCGCGGAGCUGAGUAGUUCGGUCGAGCGUUUGCGGCAGCGCUACUUGUUAGGGCAGGAUUAUUCAUCAAAGACGGUGCAAACCAAAUAUAAAAAUAGAAGAGACCUCGUAUCUCCAGGUAAAAUGGACAGCUCACUGGAUGAUACAUUUUCAUCUUUACUUAUAAAUUCUUCAUGUCCAGAGCAUCCCUACAGUGGUAGAAAGCAUAACAGAAAAUAUUAUUCUGACUCAUCAAAGAAGUUUAUAAACAUGGGCUGGCUUGAUGAAGAGCUGGAUUCCCAGAUUGAUUCAAGCCAAUUUAACAUACAGCCAGAGUCCAUCAAAGAUUUGCUUGAAAGUAAUGAAGGUCAAAGGACAGGGAUACAUACAGAAACAGAUGUCACUCUGCCGUCUGGUUUGGUGGUGGCCACGUGCAGUGAUUGUGAUGGCAGCGGUGUGGUAAGAGAGACUGGAUCCCAAGCGUUGAAAGGGAAAAGCCUAGUACCAUCUCACUUCAGUCAAAUUUAUCAUGAAUUGUCUAUCAUAUAUCAAAAGCUACAGCAAGAAAAUCUAAUUCAGCAAGAAAAUUCUUUAAAACUUGAACAACGAGAACGCCUCUUAAUGGAACGAGAAGCCUUGCUUUGUAAACAUGAAGCUGCGUUGACUAAAAUUCGAGGUGUUGAGGAGAAAGUUCAUGCAAAAUUCCAGAUUAUAAAAGAGCAACAUGAAGCAGAAAUUCAACAAUUGUCAGAAGCCUUGAAAGAAAAAACAAAGGAAAACAAGAGGCUCAGAUCAUCAUUUGACACUUUAAAAGAACUGAAUGACACUUUAAAAAAACAGUUAAGCGACGUGAGUGAGCAGAACAAGAAGAUAGAAGCCCAAUCUCGCAAAGUACAAGCUCGUUUGGAGAAUUUGCAGAGGAAACAUGAAUUUUUAACAGUACAGAAGUCGAAAGAAACUUCCUAUGCAGCCCAGGAACAUAAACCUAUUAAACAAGAAAAAUUAACAGCAAUAUCAAAAACUUGUAAGGUGCCACUUAAUUUACAUAUCUACGACCUUUUAACUGUGCUCCUGGAUUGGAUCUCAGAUCAGCACCUCCGUAAACUGAUGCAUGAUGACGAGAAAGAAAACAUUCAUAAGCCAACAGGCACACUUUCCUUCAACAGAAGCUACACACAAGAAAAAUGUGUCAAGGUCUUGCCUCUGAUUGCUGAGCAAUUUCAGUGGAUGCCCUUUGUGAAUCCAAACUUGCACAUGCAGAUGGUUAAAUUUAUUUAUUGGGCUAUCAGGCAAUUAGAUGGUGGGACACAGCAUUCAACAAUGAUAUCAACAAUGAGAAGGCUGGGUGAAGACUUAUUUAAAGGCAUUGCAUCAAAGGGAAGUCAAUGUGUUUCUUCUGAACCCACCGCUGAUCUGAAACCUAAGACAGCAACUUUCUUCAAGAGUGGAAGUUUACCUUUAAGAGUUGUGUCAACUUUAAUUAUAAUCAAAACAGUGACACAGGCUGAUUACUUGGCUCAAGCCUUUGAUACACUUUGCAUGGAUCUGAAGACAGAUGAAGGAAAGGCCUUGUUUUUGGACUACGAGGCAGUGCCUAUUAUACUAAGUCACAUGAAGAUAUCAAGUAAAGUCCUACUUUCCAAUGCCAUUGACAGUUUACUGCAGAUGACAACAGAAUCCAGGUUUUUGCACCAGUUCCUGGAAGCAUGCAGCAAUGAGUCCUUUUUCCGUACUUGUUCAGUUCUACUUCGAAAUUCUAAAUUGGAUGUACAGGUUCUGGAAAAACUCAGCAUUCUACUGCAAAAGCUUUCAAAAAUUAAGAUUCGAUUUGUUCAGGAAACUGGCAGUCUGGUGCACAGCCUUUCAUCUGCAGCCUUCUACUGAAGAGUUCGCCUGGGCAGGUUGUCUCCAGCAUUUUGACAAUUGUGUAGACCCUCCAGAUGGUUUCACCUCAUCUGUGGCCCUGAAGAAAAUAUACACUUGGCGUUCUCAUCUGAUAAUGGUGAUGAGAAAUCAUUAAGACACAUAGCCUAACAUUAAGAAAUCUUGUAGCUACUACAUUUUCCUCACUUGUAUUUUCUAUUUAUUAAAAUAUGUAUACCCUACAUUUCCACUUGCUUACAAGUGGCUUACAAAUAAUAAUUAAAAUAUUAUGCAUGAAAACCGAAUAAAUUCCUCAAUACCUUGCUUUCCUCCUUAGAAGAUACCUACCUAUAACCCCUCAAAAGCCCUGGUAAAUAAGCAAGACUUUCUGGACUUCCCAGAGAUCUCUGAGAAAGGAGUUUCCCCUAGCAUCUUCACAUUGGAAGCCACAAUGGAACAGUCCCAGGCUCUGGUCAAUAAUAGGAGGGUCACCUUGAGUGGAGGAAUAGUCAGCAAGUGGAAGCCUAAUGACCAUAGUUGGCUUACAGGAAAUAUAUGGGCAGAGAUGGUCCCUCAGAUGCGUGAGUCCUAUGCCAUAAAGGCUUUAAAGGAGACAAUGGGCACCUUGAAUUGAACUUGGAGACAAACAGCCAAUGUAGCUGUCUCAAAAUGAGCAACAUAAGUUCCCAUGGGCUAGCCCUGACAACAACUGGUCAGCUGUAUUUGGGAUCAGAUUCUAGGUUGUCUUUAAGGGCAGCCCACAUAAAGUGUGCUACAGUAAUCCAGCCAUGGAUUGGUGUGGUCACAUUAGCUGAGUCUAAGAAAUCAGAGAGUUGGUGAACCAGUUGCAGGUGAUAUAAGGUGCUCCUGGCUACUGUGGUAACUGGCUUUUCAAACAGCAAGGUUGGGUCCAUGAAUACCUGUUCUGGAAAAGCCAAAUCUACUUCAUCCAGUACAAGUGGUUCCAAUUCGUCUAGAAAAUCAGUCUUCCUUAAUUCUGUCCAGCAUUUUCCCAGUCUUGCCUGGAUUCAACAUUGUUGUACCUUUGCUGCCUAACCAUAUCCUCGAAGCAUUGGUUCAGAACUGAGAUUCAGAACUGACACAUCUAGAGGCUUUGAUAACCAAAUAUAGAGCUGGGCAUUAUCUGCAUAUGGAUGACACUCAACCUUGGGAUGAUCCCAUUCAACUCCUUCUUAUAGAACAGAAUCCUGCAGCACUCUUCAGGAAAAGUUCCACCUGUUGCUUCUGCUCCUUCAGUGGAAAUUUUGUGUCAGACAAACUAAGACCAUGAAAGGGCUGUUCCUGGAAAAGCAACUUCAUAUUCCAACCAGUGGAUGAAUGGAGCAAUCAGUGUCAAAGACCACUGAAAAAUCUAGCAGUAUCAGCAGGGAUAACUGUUCCCUGCUAGCUUUAAGCGAAGAUUGUUCCCCAGUGCUUGUAAAGCCAUCUCUGUCCCAAACUCAAGCCUGUAGUGAUUUUUUUUUAAAAGAAAUUCUUUUGCAUCCAGUCGCCUCUGGGAUUAUUAUUUUUUUCUGGAGAAUCUUGGAGAAUGUUCACCAAGUCUUCAUGGCCUCAUAUUUCUCAAAUCUGUUGAAAAUUGUACCUUUUCUAAAAUUACUCUGGACCUUCCCAACGACCACUAUUCUUAGGGAAAUGUGAGACCUAGAUAAAAAAUGUUCACAUGAAAUGUCAGCACAACAGUGUGGCUUUUCUGUCUCCUGAAGUGGUUACCACCAUACUGCCACAUUAUCUAGUGUUACUCUCUCAUUUUGGGAGGAACCAAAUUCCAGAUAAAAGGAAUGGUAAUAUUUUUUGACAGUUGUAGAUAUCAUUCUAAAUGGCUGUGCAUAAGCAGCUGAUCAGGGCUUGGGGAAAGUAAUUCUUGGCUGAAGAGAAUGGGCAUGUGGUGUUUCUGUGAGGUGAAAGCAGUAGGAUGAAACGAGUGAACAGACUCUGUUGAGAGUUGUUUGAAGCACUUGGGUGGGGUUGCAGGAUCACUCUUUCCAGAAUCUGAUGUGAAGUAGUGGAUCGGCUGCCCUGCAGAAGUG
Molecule: messenger RNA, 3979 nt
Organism: Sphaerodactylus townsendi
Lineage: Eukaryota; Metazoa; Chordata; Lepidosauria; Squamata; Sphaerodactylidae
Gene: CCDC138
Product: coiled-coil domain containing 138
Exons: 15
Coding region: 54-1952 (632 amino acids)
Source: RefSeq, a predicted model, not a curated record